Messenger RNA from Aspergillus fijiensis CBS 313.89, 726 nucleotides. Its product is annotated as DUF866 domain protein. The coding region runs from base 1 to 726 and encodes 241 amino acids. Gene Ontology annotation, molecular function: RNA binding; zinc ion binding. Gene Ontology annotation, cellular component: spliceosomal complex. The transcript has 8 exons. The record is from RefSeq and is a predicted model, not a curated record. Gene Ontology annotation, biological process: spliceosomal snRNP assembly. NCBI's taxonomy places the organism in Eukaryota, Fungi, Ascomycota, Eurotiomycetes, Eurotiales, Aspergillaceae.
AUGCUCUCCUUGAUCCUCUCCGCCGAACUGAACGGAGUCAACGAGCUCCGUCCCAAGGACACCGAGGAGGAGCCCUACUACUACACCUUCAAGGUUCAGUGCACAAGCUGUCGUGAGGUUCACCCCAACCCCGUCAGCUUCACCCGCUUCGAGCAGCACGAAAUCCCCGGAAGCCGGGGCGAGGCCAACUUUGUGUGGAAAUGCAAGCUCUGCCAGAAAACCCACUCUGCCUCGAUCAUCGCGGGGCCCAACGCCUACGAGGCAAAUGACAAGCGCACCGGCCAGAAGGUGAUUGACAUCGACUGCCGGGGUCUGGAGUUUACCGAAUUCAAGGCCGAUGGCGAGUGGCUGGCUAAGGGUGUCGAGUCGAACACCCCGUUCACCGACAUUGAUUUGUCCGAGGAGUGGUAUGACUACGAUGAGAAGGCCGGCGAUGAGGUUUCUAUCAAAGAGAUUUCCUGGACGUUCAACCCCGUCAACCCCCGCCCUUUCCUCCAAGCUAGGGUCGGCGAGGAGGUCGUCAUCCGCCUGAAAUGGGGCCAAACGGAGUACAAGGGCAAGCUGGAGAGCAUCGACUCGUACAUGAACGUGCUGCUGCGGGAUACGGAAGAGUUCAUUGACGGCAAGAACACGGGAACUCUGGGUCUUGUGCUGAUCAGAUGCAACAACAUCCUCUGGAUGGGCUCCGCCGACAACGUUGAGAUGACGGACCUUGGCCUACGGUAA